Messenger RNA from Limanda limanda (common dab), 1528 nucleotides. RefSeq names its product nucleoporin 42 (gene nup42). Gene Ontology annotation, cellular component: nuclear envelope. The transcript has 8 exons. NCBI's taxonomy places the organism in Eukaryota, Metazoa, Chordata, Actinopteri, Pleuronectiformes, Pleuronectidae. Gene Ontology annotation, molecular function: metal ion binding; nuclear export signal receptor activity. Bases 100 to 1503 code for a protein of 467 amino acids. The record is from RefSeq and is a predicted model, not a curated record.
GCAUCCAGUCGCACAAUAACACUGGCGGAGCGGGAGAGGCGCCUCCGGUCUCCGAGGGAAAGAAUCCACCGAGUUUAACACAAUCAACACUUAGCGAAAAUGACGGUUUGCAACUUUUUCCUCCAGGGUCGCUGUCGUUACGGCGAUAACUGUUGGAAUGAACACCCGAAGGGAGGAGGUAGAGGAGGAGGAGGAACUGGAGGAGGAGGAGGAGGAGGAGGAGGAUUCAACAACAACUACAGCCGCUCCUCUGGUCAGCAACAGCCCAGAGGAGGCGGUGGAGGUGGAGGGUUUGGGAACAGAGUUUGGGUGAAUCCUGACCAGCAAAAAGGAAGUUACAUCCAGCCUUCAUCCUUCUCGUCUCAAGGAGGCGACGACUGGGGCCGAGGAGGACGUGGAGGAGCGGACUGGGGCAAAGGAGGAGGAAGAGGCGGGGGGAAUGACUGGGGAGGAGGAGGAGGGGGGACUGACUGGGGCCAAGGAGGUGGAGGGAGAAGAGAUAAUGUGAAGAGCGCAGAAUUCAGCUUCUCUCAAAACAGAUUCUCUGCUCUCGAUAGUCCUACCACCUUUAACAGGGGAGGAGGAGGAGGAGGAGGAAACGCUGGUGAUGAAGAUGAUGACAAAAAACUGGAAGUCAUUCAGAUGGACAUGGAGAUCUGGGAGAACUCGCACCAGUGGUGCCUCUCGUGUUAUUCUAACUCCAAAGCACCUUUAUCUGGUUUCACCGAUCUCUCUCAAGAAGAGCUCAGGUUGGAGUAUUACUCCACAAGAGCCUCGGGGGAUCUGCAGAGCUACCUGAAUGGCGUCAAUCAGUUGCUCAACCAGUGGAGAAGCAGAGUCCAGGAACUGAAGGUUAUGAAUCCAGCCACACGCACUGCUUUGCUUGCAGAGUUAAACAACCCAGCGGCUCAGGCACCUUCAAGUGGCUUUGGUUCAUCGACAGCGACGGGAUUUGGAUCCUCAACAUCUGACUUUGGAGGCAAAGGCUUUGGGGCUCCAUCGCAGGCCGGCAGUUUAAGCUUUGCUGCCGCAGGUGGUGGAGUAGCUUCCUCGGCUGCACCAUCAGCCUCAGCGGGAUUCAGUAGUGCCAUAGCAGCUCAACCAACCUCAGGAUUUGGCUCUUCUUCUGCUCCGUCAGCUUCAACAUUCUCUUUCGCGGCUCCGAACACCGACAAACCGGCAGCCGCUUCAGGAUUUGGCUCCGCCUCUGGGUUCAGCUUCUCCUCCACAGCAAAUACUGGAGGAGCAUUCGGGAGCGGUUUUGGGACAGAAUCGUCCGCUGCAGCCGGAAGUGGCAGCGCUUUUGGACAAAUGAAUGGAGGGUUUGGGACAGCCGCUGCUCCACCUGCAGCAGGGGCCAGGCCUGCUGGCGCUGCGCCGGACAGUCUGUUUUCACCUGAGGGCAAUCUGACUCCAGAGGAACUGAAUGAGUUCAAGGCUAAAAGGUUCACGCUCGGUCAGAUUCCUUUGAAGCCUCCUCCAGUUGACAUGUUGGUUGUAUGAUAUGUGGGGAAUGUGUGUGUGUGUG